GGGUCAAUGUCGUGCGAAGGAGACAGAACACGGAAAGUGAAGUUACAACGGAAGUUCUGACGUGUCAAAUCGUCGCCAUUUUCCAGAGGAAGGAAACGCCUUGCAAAAGUCAGAUUAAGUCGAAAGUACAUUCCCGUCACUUGCAGCAGUCAUGGGUGGAGUGUUUGCGAAGAUGUUCCAAAUGUUCGGUAAGAAGGAAAUGAGGAUCCUUAUGGUGGGCCUGGACGCUGCUGGGAAAACCACUAUUUUGUACAAGCUCAAGCUCGGGGAGAUUGUCACCACCAUUCCAACAAUAGGUUUUAAUGUGGAGACGGUGGAGUACAAGAAUAUCAGCUUUACGGUGUGGGAUGUAGGCGGUCAGGAUAAGAUUCGGCCACUGUGGCGUCAUUACUUCCAGAACACACAAGGUCUCAUCUUUGUGGUAGACAGCAACGACCGUGAGAGAGUCACUGAGGCUCGCGAAGAGCUCAUGAGGAUGUUGGCGGAGGACGAACUGCGCGGUGUUCUGCUCCUGGUUUUUGCUAAUAAACAGGACCUGCCCAAUGCCAUGAAUGCAGGUGAGAUCACAGACAAGCUGGGUCUUCACUCCCUGCGCGAUAGAAAAUGGUACAUCCAGGCUACUUGCGCCACCAAUGGUGACGGUCUGUAUGAGGGACUGGACUGGUUGUCCAAUGAGCUCAAGAACUCUAGGUAGUAGUCACCUUGUACAUUUUUCUGCCUUUAUUGAGCUCUUGUUACUGCAGACGUACUGGACAAAUGGUCCAUUCGUUUGAUGUGUGUUAGAUUUUGGUAUAACGGGGCAGCUUUACUUGACUUUUUCUAGGGUGAUUGUAUGACUCUGGUAGGGCAAUAAUUGAGGGAAGCGCAGUCCAGUGGCUAUUCCCAGCAGCAUACUAGCAAUUGGCAAAAUAUUUUGCCAGAUAAUAAAACCUACAAGCAUCUUCCUAUUUGGUAGAUACUGGAAUAUGUUUAUGCAACAUAUCCCCUUAGAUCUAGCCUCUUUGUUAGAAGGGCAUUUCCUUUUUUGAUUUAGUCGGUCUCAGGUCCACAUUUGCCUUAAAAGUGCAUACACUAACCUAAAAAAUGCACACAAGUUAUAAUGUAUACAAUACAUGGUUUCAUUGCGGUUCUUGAAUGCUUUUUGGAAAGUGGGUCAUGGAUUUAAAUGAAAAUAAAGAAUUUCUUUUAGUGUCUGCUUUGCACUUUGUCACGUUUGGUGUAAGAUCUACUGUAUUGCCUUAUACAAGGCAAUGUUGCCUUUUUUUCCCACUCAAUGUUACUGCACUUCUAUAAAUAUACCUGGGGUUGGGUGUUUUUUGUGAUUUAUAACUAUUGAAAUGUUAAAUCAAUGAGUGUCAAUAAGCACUGUAAUUAAAAUGAAUGGAUUCCACUGUAUUUGAAAUUAUUUCAUUAUACUUGACUAUGCAAUUAAAAGUAUUUUAAAGGUG
This is a messenger RNA of Corythoichthys intestinalis (scribbled pipefish), 1448 nucleotides long. Its product is annotated as ADP-ribosylation factor 1-like. Gene Ontology annotation, molecular function: GTPase activity; GTP binding. Bases 152 to 694 code for a protein of 180 amino acids. The transcript has 5 exons. The record is from RefSeq and is a predicted model, not a curated record. Gene Ontology annotation, cellular component: plasma membrane; cytoplasm. Gene Ontology annotation, biological process: vesicle-mediated transport; intracellular protein transport. NCBI's taxonomy places the organism in Eukaryota, Metazoa, Chordata, Actinopteri, Syngnathiformes, Syngnathidae.